Messenger RNA from Pyrus x bretschneideri (Chinese white pear), 2501 nucleotides. Its product is annotated as protein WHAT'S THIS FACTOR 9, mitochondrial. NCBI's taxonomy places the organism in Eukaryota, Viridiplantae, Streptophyta, Magnoliopsida, Rosales, Rosaceae. Gene Ontology annotation, molecular function: RNA binding. The record is from RefSeq and is a predicted model, not a curated record. The transcript has 2 exons. Bases 92 to 2002 code for a protein of 636 amino acids.
AACAGUGCAAUUCGAAAGAAAUGAAAAAAAUUAAGUGCAGUAUCACAAAACCCUCCUUAAACCCUCACCAAACGGAAGAGCGAGGAACCAAAUGUCUCCAAUAUACGUCGCCGUCCGCCGCUCUCUCCCAAAAUCACAUCCUCAGUCCUCCCACCACCGCCACACCCUCCACAGAACCUUCUUCGUCGACGCCACCACCACAAAAUGGGUCCGAGACCGAGGCCUCGACCACGCCGUCGAGAGGGAGAAGAACCUCAGGCCACUGAUCAACAUCAAGAACUUCAUCAAAUCAGAGCCGUCCAAGUCCCUCCCCAUUUCCAUCAUCGCUCAAAACAGAGAAUCUCUCAUGAUACCCACCCGCUCCAUCGAAUUCAUCCGCAAAUACCCUUCGAUUUUCGAGGAAUUUCUCCCCGGCGGCGUUGCAGUCCACCCCCAUGUCCGGCUCACUGCCCAAGUGCUCGAUCUCGACACUGAAGAAGAGCUCAUGUACCAGAGUGAGAGCUACAAGCAGGACGUCGCUGACCGGCUUUUGAAGCUCCUAAUGCUGGUAAGAACCAAUAAACUGCCCCUCAAUGUGAUUGAUCGCUUGAAAUGGGAUCUGGGGCUUCCUCAUGAUUUUGAGAGAACCUUAGUCCCUGAGUAUCCGGACUAUUUUAAUGUCGUAGCUCGCAAAAGUUCGGCUUCUGGGUCCGAAAGUUUGCGGGAUUUGGAGUUGGUGUAUUGGAAAAAUGAAUUCGCAAGUUCAGUUAUACAGAAGAAAGCUUUAGCUAUGGAGAAGAAGGCUUCUGCUAGGAAGAAGAAGGCAAUGAGUGGGGAUUCUGCUUCAAAGGAGGAAAAUCAAAUUGUUUUUCCUAUGGAGUUUUCGAGAGGUUUUGAGGUGGAUAAGAAGUUCAAGAAGUGGAUUGAUGAGUGGCAGAAGUUGGCUUAUGUAUCUCCAUAUGAAAAUGCAGCUCAUCUUUCUUCAAAGAGUGACGAAUCAGAUAAGUGGGCGGUCGCGGUUCUGCACGAGCUUCUGCAUAUUUUGGUUCCGAAGAAGACGGACAGGGAGAAUAUCCUGUGUCUUGGAGAACAUUUGGGUCUUCGGUCGAGGUUUAAGCAAGCAUUACACAAUCACCCAGGUAUAUUUUAUUUGUCAAACAAGAUAGGAACUUAUACUGUUGUUUUGAGAGAGGGGUAUAAGAGGGGUGUGAUUGUUGAAGAUCAUCCAUUAACAAAUAUGAGAAGCCAGUAUAUUCACCUUAUGAACACGGUAAAGGAAGAUAGUAAAACGAUCAACGUGCCAGGUAAACGAACUCAAGAAAACAAGAAGGUAAUUCAUGCUAAAGGAAACGAUGAAGAGGAAGAGCAUGAUGAAACUGAGGACCAGCAGGAAGGGGAGUUGUGUGAUUCAUCUGAUGAUGAAGUUGAGCCUGAUGAUGUUGACGAUGAUAGUGAUGAAGAAGAUGAAGAUCAGAGUGAGACAAACGUUGAACAAAAUGCUAUCAAUAACAGAGGACGGAGAGGUAGGAAGUCUAAUUUUGAUGGGAAAGCACCUUUCAAACAUGCUGAAAGAGGAAGGUUGGACAGCAGAAGAGCUAGGAAAUCUGAUUAUGAUAUGAAAGAGCCUUCCAGAAAUGCUGAAAGAGGAAGGUCAGAUGGAAGAAGAGCUAGGAACUCUGAUUUUGAUGGGACAGCACCUUUCAGAAAUUCUGAAAGAGGAAGGUCGGAUGGAAGAAGAGCUAGGAAGUCGGAUUUUGAUGGCACAGCACCUUCCAGAAAUGCUGAAAGAGGAAGGUCGGAUGGAAGAAGACCAAGAAGAUCUGAUUUUGAUGUGAAAGAACCUUCCAGAAACUCCGAAAGGGGUAGGGAUGGUAGACAACACCCUGGUAAGAGCGGAGAUGGGGUCUAUUUGGAAACUUCUAGAGGAACACAAACUCAUUUGAGGCAUGAUAAUGUAAGAGGAAGAUUCAAUUUAUCUCGAAGCAAGGGGAGGUCAUUACCGGCAAAGAACACUAGUGGUUAGAGAAGAUUCAGCUAAUUUUUCUGCGACGACAUUUUGAUAGGAAUCGCGAAGGACAUGGGUUUGGUUCUGUCAGUGUGACUAUAUGGUGGUGAGCGGUGACUUCAGUUUGCCGGCAGAAAUUGUUCUAAGCAGGAGACUUUCUGCCCUCUAAUUGGUUGUGUUCUGAACAAAGCAUCGUUCCUUUCCUACAUUUCAGCUUGUUUGCAGUUGUGUUAGCUGAUCAUUCUUCUUGCAUGCGAAAGUACAGCAGCAAGCUAUGUAGCCACAUUGCUGGCUGUUUUUGCACGUUAGCUAUUCACCAAAUACCUGGGAAAUGACAAAUCUUGGAAGGCUUUCUUAUGUAGCUUGGUUUACAUUAGUUAUUGUGUUGUGCUCAAAUUAAGAUUACUUGAUUGACAAACUUGUUCGUAAAUUCUCUGUUUAACAUCCUUACACAAUAUAGUAGAAUUAAAAAGAGCGAAUAGUCUUGUUGAUUUUGGGAUAAAAUAUCAUUUUCGUA